AUGCCCCGGCGCGCGCCGCCAACGCCAACGCCAACGCUCGCGGGCCCGGGGCUCGCGGGGGCCGCGCGGGCGGCGGGGGGCGGCGCCGAGGCCCGCGAAUCGCCGCCGCCGCCGCCGGGCCCGGGGCGCCCGACACGCCCGGCAGGCCCGAGAGGCCGAGGCCGAGCCCGCCGCCCCGCGCCCCCCACCGCGCGCCGCCCGCGCGGCUCGUCCCGGCGGCGCCGCCGGCCCGCGAUGGCCCGGCCCGGCCCGGAGGAGCGCGGCGACGGCGACGGCGACGGCGGCGCGGAAGGCGAGGGCGCGGGCGAGGGCGACGGCGAGGGCGGCGGCGCGGGCCCCGGCGCGCAUCCUCCCGCGGCUCGCUCCGCCAGCGAGCGAGCGAGCGAGCGGACGAGCGGCACCGAGAGAGCGGACGACCCGCAGCGCCGGCCCGGAUGGAAUGCGAGCGCCCGCCUCCCUCCGAGGCGCUCGCUUCCAGGCACGCGCGCUCGGCCGGCUUCGGAGGCGCUCGGCCGCGCUCGGCUCCGCUCCGCCCCGCCCACUCGCCGCCCCUCGGCCCGAUCGGCCGCGCUCGGCUACGGCGGGCCACGCCCCCUCGGGCCCAAUCGGCUACGCUCGGCCGCGUUCGGAGGCGCUCGGCUCCGCCCCCUGCCCCCUCGGGCCCAAUCGGCCGUGCUCGGAUCCGCUCGGCGCCGCGAGGCCCCGCCCCCUCGCCCCCUCGGGCCCGCCCGGCCACGCCCCAGCGCGAGGCCCCGCCCACCGGAAGGCCGUCCCGUCCGCGAGGGGGGGCAGGCGGCGGCGGCGGCGGCGCCCGCGGCCCCUUUUCCGGCCGAGCCGCUUCCUGCGCGGCGGCUGAGGCGCCCGUCCAGCCGCGCCCGCGGCCGCCGCCUCCGGGCCCCGAAGCCACACGCGGCCCCCCGCGACCGCAGGCCCGCCGGGGGCGCUCGCUCGCUCGCUCGCUCGCUCCCUCGGCCGGGCCGCGCGGCCUGA
Suncus etruscus (white-toothed pygmy shrew) is the source of this 990-nucleotide messenger RNA. Its product is annotated as basic salivary proline-rich protein 4-like. The coding region runs from base 1 to 990 and encodes 329 amino acids. The transcript has 3 exons. NCBI's taxonomy places the organism in Eukaryota, Metazoa, Chordata, Mammalia, Eulipotyphla, Soricidae. The record is from RefSeq and is a predicted model, not a curated record.